Messenger RNA from Geodia barretti, 2803 nucleotides. NCBI's taxonomy places the organism in Eukaryota, Metazoa, Porifera, Demospongiae, Tetractinellida, Geodiidae. The record is from the annotation of a GenBank genome assembly.
UGUCUGGCCGGAGAGAGAACGCGGAACUGAUUGCUCAUGCGUGAAGAAAACCUCUGCGCAUGCGUAGAAUCUUCUUACAGUUUGGUUGGAGGUUCGCGCGAUGUGGUUAGUCGUCUUUGCUUCUCUGUGCUUCAAGUAUGCUCUCAGUCAAGAAUCCUGCAGUAUCGUCCCAUCUUACCAAGAUGCUUGCAACAAUACCAUCGGUGCCUGCGUGGGACGAAGCAAAAUAGAGUUACGUUGCUCAGUGAACGUGCGCGGGGCUCGGAUAUCGGGCAGUAUCCAGUGGUACAACACGUCCGCUUUGAGUGACGAUGGUACCGCACCCAGGGUCGAGCCUGUCGCUGACUUGCAGCGCAGACGAAUCAGCGUAUCAACGGAGGGCUACUGGUGGUGCGGCGUGACCGACGAGGCGUUAAUGACACAGCAGCAAAGAUGUACAAGUGUGCCUGCACUCCACCUCUACCAGUGCAUCUGCAGGGACAUUGACUUUGUUACUUUUCGUGGCAUAUGCUUCGACUGCGAAUGAAAAUUUGAGUGCAAUAGACAGCCUUCAACUUGUCGUCCCAGGCAAACACUACUGUGCCUCUCUACGACCGUACUUUCAAUGCACCCUCCGGUGAUGGCAACCGAAACUGCACCUUCUGCAACAACAAAGAAUCCUCUCCUACAACCGCUCAAAACAAAAACUCCACCACCUACAAAAACAGCGAGCAUUUCUAGUCAUCAAACACGGGAUGAACAUGGUGUUAUUACCACCACCAAUGUGUUACUCCACCCUAGUUUCACUCUGACUACAUCUGAUCGGAAGGACAACGAGAUAAGAGCCAACCCUGCAGGCUCAAGCAUUGUACAACUACUGACAUAUAUAGUGGGUCCUGUAGUAGCUCUUAUCGCCAUUUCCAUUGUAAUAGUGCUCCUUACUUGUGUGUGCUGUCUCCGCUACAAAAAGAACAAAUUGAGAGGGCGAAGACAAAGCAACAGCAGGAGUUAUUCUGUGGGUGCCAGUUGGAAAGAAGAUCACAUUUACGAUACCGUUAUCCUUGCCAAGCCUUCAAUGAGAUCGCCACCCACUUCUCGCUACGUGUCCCAGCCCAGCCAAUCCAACAAUGGGGUGGCUGCAGAGUAUGAAAUACCAGUUACAAGACAUGGUGGGAAAUCAGACUGGAUAAUGGAGUCGUGGCACUGCUCAUCUCUAAGAGUACGUGAAGUAAAAAUGAGCCCUUCUGCUGUGACAGUUUCAGUUUCCGCAGAGCACAGGAGAAAUACUGUUGCUCGUGGAAUAAAGCGAGUGAGGUCUGACACUGGGAGAACAGAGGAGGACGAUGAUGAAGAAGAGAGUAGCUACAGUUGUGGGUCAGAUGAUCCAGAGGCAGAAGGAGGUGUAGAGAGAGGUCCAGGGGAGACUGCGGAGAGCUGUGAUGACGACUCUGACCUGUCGACCGGAACAGACAGCGAAGAGGAAGGCGAGGAAGACUCAAUUAUCAAGGCAGCUUGUUCGGUCUGCAUCAAUGGAGGCAGUCUGUCAGACCCCCCAGAUAUACCUGGUCUGGCCCAUCUCUUAGAGCACAUGGUGUUUAUGGGCAGUAGAGAGUACCCUGGAGAAAAUACAUUUGAUUCAUUCUUGAGCAAACAUGGAGGACACUCCAAUGCCAGCACUGACUACGAGAAGACGGUCUUUUACUUUACAGUACAUCCAGAGUUUUUCAAGAAAGCACUUGAUAUGUUCGCUCACUUCUUUGCCAGUCCUCUUCUGCUGGAGUCAAGUCUGGAGAGGGAGAUUGAGGCUGUGGACAGCGGAACCAAAAAAUCACUGACGGAGUUACCAAAUGAAAAGGGACUUCGUCUUGUGGACCACUUGAAGGAGUUUUACGGGAGGCAUUACUCUUCUCACUAUAUGACUGUAGCUGUCAUGUCCACUGAUCCACUGGAUGAUAUGGAAGAAUGGACAAGAGACUCGUUCUCUGCCGUACCUCACAAUAAGACGCCACCUCCCAACUUUGGCAAUUUCGCGCCAGCCUUCAACCCCGAGGAGUUUCACCGGCUCUAUAGAGUUGUUCCUGUAGCAGACGUGAACGAAAUUCAACUGCUGUGGCGGCUUCCCUGCCUCUUUGACAAGUAUCGGGCCAAACCAAUGGAGUACAUAAGUUGGCUCCUGGGGCACGAGGGAGAAGGAAGUGUGCUCCACCACCUCAAGAAAAAAAACCUUGCUACCGAGAUCCUCGUGGGCAACGGACAGGAAGGUUUUGAAUACAACUCUUGUUUCAGCCUCUUCAACUGCACCAUCGUUCUCACGGAUAAAGGCCAUAACCGUAUUGAAGAGUGUUUACAGUGUGUUCUCCACUAUCUUCACAUGUUGAGGAAAUUGGGACCUCAAGAAAGGAUAUUUCGAGAGAUACAGACUGUGGAGCUAAACAACUUCACCUUCAAGGAAGAGGAAGACCCAGAUCCCUACACUGAGGAGUUGUGCGAAGCAAUGCAGUACUAUUCAAAGGAAGACUACCUGACCGGAAAGUAUCUCUUCUUUGAAUACGAUCCAAAGCUCAUAACUGAGCUGACGGAAAGCUUGACUCCAGACAGUGUGAACGUCAUGUGGAGCUCGCAGCUGUUCAGAGACGAGUGCCCACUGAAAGAAGAAUGGUUCGGGACUCCUUACUCAUCUGAAGAUCUACCUGCCUCGUGGAAAGAUGCAUGGCAGGAUCCUGAAGUUCCUGACUAUCUGCACCUACCACCACCUAAUCCCUUCAUUGCAACUGAUUUCACCAUAAAACAGCCACCACCAGAGCCUGACAAGGUGACCUACUAG